Thyridium curvatum is the source of this 678-nucleotide messenger RNA. RefSeq lists its product as uncharacterized. Lineage: Eukaryota; Fungi; Ascomycota; Sordariomycetes; Thyridiales; Thyridiaceae. The coding region runs from base 1 to 678 and encodes 225 amino acids. The record is from RefSeq and is a predicted model, not a curated record. The transcript is spliced from 2 exons.
AUGGCGAUUCUUCAAUUCACUGGAGUAGCUCUCGCUCUGCUAGGAUCUCUUGCUCUUGGAGCUCCGACAUCAAACGCGGUUUGGGCCAGCUCCGCCAAGGUCUGUGAUGCCGCCACGACCAUCUGCUUCCAAGAAUUCUCCAGCCCGCAGAAGGUGUCGUACCGUAUCGCCAUCCCAGACUCCGCAACUGCUUCCGCCCCCUACGAUGUGCUGCUUCAGAUCGUUGCUCCGAAGGCAGCGGCCGGAUGGGCUGCUGUAGCAUGGGGCGGCCAGAUGGCCAACAAUCCAUUAACUAUCGGAUGGGCGAAUGACAAAUCAGCUGUGGUGUCAUCUCGACGCGCUACCGGGCACGUCGCUCCAGCAGCAUAUGCCGGGGCAAGCUAUACCGUCAUACCCGGUAGCACCUCCGCCAAUGAUACGCAUUGGACUUUGACAACGCUUUGCUCAGGAUGCACCUCUUGGUCUGAUGCCACAGGCAAGGCGGUCCACAUCGACCCUACGUCCACAAGUGUCUCUCUAGCCCAGGCUAUUUCGGCAAGGGCACCUACAACCCCUUCCAGCAACACGAGCGCCAUUUCGAUCCACUCUGCCAAGAGCAAGUUCACUUUCGACCUUGCCAGCGCCAAGAUUGCCGACUUUGAUACCUUGGUCAAGGCAGCUAUCGCCAAGAGCUCGUAA